CCCUGACCAGCGUGGUGAGAACAGCUAGCAGGAUCUACCCCAGAGCCAAAGUCAUCAUCUCGAGCCUUCUACCUCGCAGAGACGUGCCACAAAGGAUCAUCAACAACAUCAACGUGGAGAUAGCUAACAUCUGUGCCCCAAUACCGAAUGUCCACAUAGCCAACCAUUAGCAAAUCACACAUCAGCAUCUCUACGACCAUAUCCACAUCCACCGAGAGGGCAUGAGACUGUUUGCAAAAACCAUCAAGGCAUCGACCCUGAACAGCCCUCAGAAGACACAUCCGGACCGGGAGGAGAGAGCUGGGCAGCUUCCCGGCAGCUACGCCGCUGUAGCGGCACGACGAGACUCCAAAUCCUACACCCCUCCAAACUACAGAGAGCUGCGUAUCCCCUCAAUCAAACAGCCUAAUGUUAAAAACAGAAGAGAUUCAGGAGGAAUCAUAGUUUGGUUCAAAGACCAUCUGUGGCAGUAUAUUCAGCCUGUGAAAAAAGGAAAAACACACAUUUGGAUAAAACUUAAAAAAGAGAUUUUGUGUUUAGAUGAGGACCUGUACCUAUGUGCCACAUAUAUCCCCCCACGUGAGUCGCCUUAUUAUAAUGAAGACACCUUCUCAACUCUACAGACAGAGAUCAUAUACUUUCAGUCUCGAGGCCCAGUGCUGUUAAUGGGGGAUCUGAACGCUAGAACAGGGAGAGAAGCGGACUACAUUAGUUCAGAUGGAGAUAAAUAUAUUAACAGUUCACAUACGUACCAACAAAAACGUUUUACUAAAGCACGACAGAAUUAUGACAACACAGUAAACAGACACGGAAAACAGGUCCUGCAGCUCUGCAAAAGCCUGGGUCUAUACAUAGUUAACGGCAGAAUAAAGGGUGAUUCUCUGGGUCGACUCACCUACUGCUCCUGUCUGGGCAGCAGCACAGUAGAUUACGCCAUUACGGAUCUAGACCAAAGUAAAAUCAACUAUUUCACAGUGAUGCCACAGCUACCGUUAUCAGACGAGUCACAUAGUCCUCAGUCUGAACACGUCAGUGAAUCUUCUGCCAUCUUCAGAGCAGAAGGUCAAACUGUACCCCCUGCCCUCCAAAUUUAUAUGGAGUAAAGACAGUCCUGCCCAGUACGAAGCCGAGCUCCACAGCACUCACGUGGAGAACAUGAUAGACUCAUUUCUACUGACUUCAUUUGGUGAAGAGAAGAAAAUGAUCAAUUUAGCAACAGAACAAUUAACUUCAAUUUUCUCUACAGUAGUCAGAAAAGCCCUGAGAAAAAGAAAACAUUACAGAUGUAAAAAGGAAAUCGCUAAAGCUGGUUGGUUUGAUAAAGAAUGCCAAAAACUAAGAAAAGAAUUACGAUCAUUAUCAAAUAAAAAACACAGAGACCCUGCAAACCAACAAACACGAGCCACAUAUCAACAAACCCUUAAGAUAUACAAGUCACUGCUAAUACAGAAAAAGCUGAUCACAUGAAGAUAAAGCUCAACAAGAUCGAGGAGGCAGUCGAUCAAAAUUCUUUUUGGGAAUUAGGGAAUAACUUAGAUAAAUCCAGAAAAGCUAAACACAUUCCCAUCCACGACCCAAACAUCUGGACUGAACAUUUCGGAAAACUCUUUUCACAAAAUGAACCAACCAUUACCCAAAAACAUCUGACCUCUGAACUACACGACCUAGAAUUCACCAUUAAAGAGCAGCUAAACCAUCUAGACA
Onychostoma macrolepis is the source of this 1704-nucleotide messenger RNA. RefSeq lists its product as uncharacterized. Bases 222 to 1103 code for a protein of 293 amino acids. NCBI's taxonomy places the organism in Eukaryota, Metazoa, Chordata, Actinopteri, Cypriniformes, Cyprinidae. The record is from RefSeq and is a predicted model, not a curated record. The transcript is spliced from 2 exons.